Oncorhynchus masou masou (cherry salmon) is the source of this 3352-nucleotide messenger RNA. RefSeq names its product 1-phosphatidylinositol phosphodiesterase-like. Bases 2144 to 3067 code for a protein of 307 amino acids. NCBI's taxonomy places the organism in Eukaryota, Metazoa, Chordata, Actinopteri, Salmoniformes, Salmonidae. The transcript has 4 exons. The record is from RefSeq and is a predicted model, not a curated record. Gene Ontology annotation, biological process: lipid metabolic process. Gene Ontology annotation, molecular function: phosphoric diester hydrolase activity.
GUUGUGCCUGUUGUCAUAGAUAUAGAUAGAGGACUCAUCAUAUAUACGUUCAAGCAUGGACAUUGCCAUACUGAGGACUUCUACCGUUAAAGCGGUCAACUAGGUGGGGAUUCCUAUGAGUUGGGAGCAAUCAGCCGAUGAAGAAGAUCAUUUACUACUUUAAAAUGUAGAUAGCCUCAAAGGUGCUGUCACAGACACUAUAAUCGCACAUACAAAGAUGAGUCCUCUAUCUAUCUCUAUGGCCUGUUGUACACACUCGUUUCGGGCCUUUCAUUGGCUAGAAUGUUCCCACCUGCUCUCACAUCGCCCGCCUUCCAUCUUUGAGAACAUAUAUUUCAAUUGUUAUAGCGGUCACUUUACUAUCUUGUCAAUAUAAUAAACAAUCUUUAAUACAUCACAAAACUAGCUAACAAGAUUCUCAAGCUGAGAUGAAAGCAGUAUAACCUGAGGUUUUUGCAACGUUGAAGUCUGGUGGUGUGGGGGUGUCAUUGCAUUUCACUAAAAUGUAUGUGUGCUACUCAAUGAUGUAUAUAAACACAGAUGUAAAUCAUUUGUCACUGUCAAAUCUAAAAUUGUAAUGCUGAGAAAAAAAGUGGGUAAAUACUUUAAAUAUUAUAUUUAAAGGUGCAAUCUGUAGUUGCUACAUGCAUUUUUGGACUUAAGAAUGAAUUAUAUAAAUUGAUUCUUGAAGAAUAUUAUUUAUGCCUCAUGAUCUUAGUUUAACUGUCACACCCUAUCAAAACCCAAAAUAUAAAACAAUGUUUGUAAAUAAUGCAAACAAACACUGCAUCCUAAAAACUUGGUUGAAAAGAAAAUGUUAAUAUCAUGGAUGGUCAGUCCUUGCACCAUCAUGUUUAUGAAUGUGAGAGUGGUUAUAUUUCUCCUGGCCCAUCCCUCAGUUUUUUUACCAUAACAUUACAGAGUUGGGGUGUCUACUUUGUUAUUGUUUUAACUGCAAAUUGGCCCUUUAAAUUAUUGGAGUUUUUUUGUGCGGCAAUGAGCAUAAAAUCCCACAUGCAUUCAUUUAAUUCUUUAAUGACAUGAGAAUUAGGUUUAGAAUGUGAAUAACAGCCUAUUAGGCCUAAUUACUAAGUCAAAGCACUGCAUGACCCUAAUGCAUUUUACCUACAGUCAUAUCUUGUUUUGUUUUUUAAAUAUUAAUGAAAGCUGUGAUGGAAACAGGAAGUUUCGGUAGGCUUCAAUUUUCUAAACGCCAACAGAUAAUUUGUUCAUUGGACAUGGUGGGAUCUUUUUGUUUUGGUAAAAUUAAUUACGCGAGAAAUGGUGGUGGAAACGCCUUUAUGCGCAAAUAUUGAUUUUAUAUAAUAAUUAUCAUAUGAAAGUACAUUUUGAUGUGGCGCGCGCAGGGGGAAGGGGGUCCCGGGUGAAAAGGGUUGGGAUCCCCUGGUGUAGAUAAUCAUUGUAGGCAUACUAUCUAAACCGGGGGUGUCAAACUCAUUCCAUGGAGGGCAGAGUGUCUGCGGGUAUUUGUUUUUUCCGUUUCAUUCUAAUUACUAACCUUAAUUAGUCAAUCAAGUACAAGGGUGGAGCGAAAGCCUGGCUCUCCGUGGAAUGAGUUUGACACGUGACCUAAACUGCUGUGAAAUAUAUAUUUUUUCCAUAACCAAACAUAUGGAAUUUUCAGCUGUUUGAAGCUGGAUUAGCCUACAAAACCGAAAGUAAAAGACGCAAAAACGAACCUUAAAACCGGGAGCCAUAGCCCACAUAAAACUGUUCUACCGCUUCUUAGUAGGAAAAAGAAUGCACACCCCCACAAGUCUUUGCGAAAUGACUAACAUGUAAAACAUCGUAGACUUGCUUUCAAUGGGAAUGACAGUAACAAGUUACAUAUUGGAGAUUUAAGCGAAGAAGUACAUUUUGUGUGCACUACAUCCUCACGCAUGGACUUUUAUCCACAACAAGCCUGUUUGGUGGAAACACAACUGGUGGGAAAAUGUGCAUAUCUUUCUUUGUGUAUUUGAGAAUAUUCAUAUGGAAAUCGGUUGCCAAUUUGCUGGAAACCUAGCUAUCGACGUUCUUAACGAGGCUCGUCUCACAUUGGUGACCGCAGAUCAAAGCUGAGAAUAGGUCAGAACACCAGCACCUGUGUGAAACUCCUUAGGCCAGAGCUGUAUGUUGUGGCAUGUUUUCCCCCUUUAACGUGACCAUGAGGACCGCUGAGAAUGCUCUGUUUUGCCACCUCUACAUGUUACUGCUUUUUGUAGGUUUUUGCCAAGGAAAGGACCUCUUCUUCAAUGACAAAGGACUCCUACUCCCAGAAUCAUACAAGAUUGGCUGGAUGGAGGCUAUUGAUGAUGACAAAUUAAUCUCUGACAUCACCAUACCUGGUACCCAUGACACCAUGGCUCUCUAUGGAGGCCCAGCGGCAGAGUGUCAGGCCUGGGAUUUGGGGGAUCAGCUGAGGGCCGGCAUACGCUAUCUGGACCUCAGGAUAUUCGCCUUUGAAAACAAACUCUAUGUCAUGCACUGGGUUGUCUACCAACACAAGUCGUUCUAUGAGGUCCUUGACACAAUCAGAGUAUUUUUGUCUGAAUUCAGAAGUGAGGCGGUUCUCGUCAGAGUAAAGCCUGAUUUGUUUGAUAAAGAGAAUGUUGAGGAGCUGGUUGGAAAAAUGAUUAUUGAUGAUACAGAUGUAUGGGUGAAGUCUGACAUGCCAACUAUGGCUGAGGCAAGAGGAAAGAUGAUAUUUGUACAGAAAUCCAACUUUAAGCUGGGUAUUCCUCUCUUGGAAACAGACAGCAAAGGUGACUAUGAAGUUACUCAUAUUGCAAACAAGGAGAACAAAAUAGUGAAACACUUGACACAAGCUUCAGGUGAUUGUGGUGGGGAUUAUAUCGUUCUGAGCUACUCCAGUGGCACUGGCAUUGGCACACUGUUGGGCAUGUUUCUAACUCCUAAGAAGGUGGCUGAAAAGAUUAACCCAUGGCUCGAUCAGUAUCUGAGACAGUUCUCCAGGGACCACAACAGUGUAUGUUUCGGGGUGAUUGCCAUGGACUUUCCUGGUAUCGACCUCAUUCAAACAGUCAUUAAGAUCAAUGAUUGGUGAAGUGUUCACCCAUGGAAGUCAUGAUUAUAUUGCUUUCUGAAAUGUUAGUUGACGCCAUUAGAUUAAGUGCAGCAACAACACAUGACACAUACUAUACUUGAUUGUGCUCAUAUUGAAAAGGAGCGAGAUAGAAGACUGACAAAGUAAAGAAUUUAGUGAUUGGAACGUAGUAUUGGCAUGCGCUCUUAAACAACAAUAAUGAAGACUUGGCACUACACGUCUUUGUACUUUGUCCCUGCUUGCUGUAUUAAAAACAAAGAAAAUCAUUAAAAUAGCAAAUAACAA